Phycodurus eques (leafy seadragon) is the source of this 2665-nucleotide messenger RNA. It is a transcript of the gene eya4, whose product is annotated as EYA transcriptional coactivator and phosphatase 4. Gene Ontology annotation, molecular function: protein tyrosine phosphatase activity. The transcript is spliced from 18 exons. Gene Ontology annotation, cellular component: nucleus. NCBI's taxonomy places the organism in Eukaryota, Metazoa, Chordata, Actinopteri, Syngnathiformes, Syngnathidae. Gene Ontology annotation, biological process: multicellular organism development; positive regulation of DNA repair; negative regulation of extrinsic apoptotic signaling pathway in absence of ligand. The record is from RefSeq and is a predicted model, not a curated record. The coding region runs from base 364 to 2124 and encodes 586 amino acids.
ACUGCUUCGGAGGACGUGGAGUCAAAAGCGUCUCUUUAACGCUCUUUUUUCCUUUUUAUUGAGAGCUUGGAAACUUUUUAGGACUUUUUGAGAAAAGCUCGGCCUUAAAGAUGAAAGGAGGGAAUUGAUGCCUGUUUGUGGCACAUAGCGAGACACAGACGAACGUGGCACCUGCGGGACGAUAAACGCACUUUUAAUUGGACCGAGUGUGUGCGUUUGUGUGUGUGUGUGUAAGCUGACUGGUGGAUGACAUCGCUGUUUAAUGUGCAGAAGUGCACAACUGCAAAGUGACCUGACUGCACUCUUGAGGUGAAGAAAUCAAACAGUGAUUCUCAUGUUCCAGACCCUUCAGACAGCAGGUCUAUGGAAAUGCAGGACCUAGCCAGUCCUCAUAAUCGUGUGGGCGGCGGAGAUUCCAGUGGCUCCAAGCUGGACAAGAACAACCUCGGCAGCCCCUCCACAGUCACCGCCAAUGGAACAGGAGUGAAAACAGAGCCGAUGAACAACAGUGAUGCAGUGACCACGACAGGCGACGCAGUACUGGACUCGUACGCCGGCUCAGUCAUUACUAGCAGUGGCUACAGUCCUCGCUCAGCGCACCAGUACUCUCCUCCCCUCUACCCGUCUAAGCCGUACCCUCACAUCCUGUCCACGCCGCCCGCCCCGUCCAUGCCAGCGUACGCGGGCCAGCCGCAGUUCAGCAGCAUGCAGCAGUCCACCGUCUACACGUACUCUCAAACGGGACAGGCUUAUGGACUGUCUGGCUAUGACCUGGGUGUGAUGCUGCCAGGCAUCAAGACAGAGAGUGGUUUGUCCCAAAGUCAGUCUCCUCUCCAAACAGGGCUCAGCUACAGCCCCGGCUUCACCACGCCCCAGCCCGGCCAGACGGCCUACUCGCCCUACCAGAUGCCAGGUUCAAGUUUUACCCCUUCCUCAGGCCUCUAUGCCACCAACAACUCAGUGUCCAGUCCCGCCAACUACACUGCAACUCAGCAGGAAUAUCCCUCGUAUACAAACUUUGGCCAAAACCAAUACGCCCAGUAUUAUUCCGCCUCCCCGUACGGGACGUAUAUGACCCCCAGCAGCAUUGAGGGCAACGGCACCACCGUCGCCGCCUACCAGUUGCAGGACCCUACGCCUGGAAUGACGGGCCAGGCAGCAGAACUUCACCCAGGGGACUUUGACACGGUGCAGAGGCCUUCCACACCCAUCAAGGACCUGGAUGAGCGAGCGUGCAGGAGCGGUGGAUCUAAGUCGCGGGGCAGGAGCCGUAAGAACAACCCCUCGCCUCCGCCAGACAGCGACCUGGAGAGGGUUUUUGUGUGGGAUCUGGACGAGACCAUCAUCGUCUUCCAUUCUCUGCUCACAGGCUCCUACUCACAGAAAUACGGCAAGGACCCUCCUAUGGCGGUCACGCUGGGCCUGAGGAUGGAGGAGAUGAUCUUCAACUUGGCCGACUCGCACUUAUUCUUCAAUGACUUGGAGGAGUGUGAUCAGGUACAUAUUGAUGACGUAUCAUCUGAUGACAACGGGCAGGACUUAAGUACUUACAGUUUUGCAACUGAUGGCUUCCAUGCAGCUGCGACCAGCGCCAAUCUGUGUCUCGCCACGGGCGUCCGCGGCGGCGUCGAUUGGAUGAGGAAGCUGGCCUUCCGCUACAGACGUGUCAAAGAGUUGUAUAGCACUUACAAAAACAAUGUGGGGGGUCUGCUGGGUCCCGCUAAGAGAGACGCCUGGCUGCAGCUGCGAGCCGAGGUGGAGGCGCUGACCGACUCCUGGCUCACUCACGCCCUCAAGUCGUUGUCCAUCAUCAGCUCCAGGAGUAACUGCGUCAAUGUGCUGGUGACCACGACGCAGCUCAUACCGGCACUGGCUAAAAUUCUCCUCUAUAGUCUCGGCUCCGUGUUCCCCAUCGAGAACAUCUAUAGUGCGACAAAAAUAGGAAAAGAGAGUUGCUUUGAGCGCAUAAUGCAAAGGUUUGGCAGGAAAGUAGUGUAUGUUGUAGUGGGGGACGGUGCGGAAGAGGAGCAGGCGGCCAAAAAGCACAACAUGCCCUUCUGGAGGAUAUCAAGCCACUCUGACCUGCUGGCAUUACAUCAAGCACUGGAGUUCGAGUACCUGUAACUGGUCAAAAUAAGGACUUGUCACAAUGGACGUGCGCAUACCUUUUUGUAAAACUAUUUAAGAAGAAACUAUACACUGCAAUUUUUUUUUUUCCUCAAACUCCUGGAUUUACAAACUGAAUGGUCUUAAAAGCAGCAAUGGAGGACUGAGAGGUGUUCCGAGAAUCCACACACACACAAAAAGGACUGUCCAGACUUAAAAGCUGGAGGUCUCUGUCCAGACAGCACGUAGCCACGCCAGCUGAUUUUUUGCGGUUUCCUUUCUGGUCCGUCCGAUGCAGACGCCUGUGUAAAUUAUUUGCAAUAAAAGUGAAGGGCCGAAGUGUGGGUGAUGUGUUGAAGUUUUUUUUGGGUGGGGUGUUGUUUUGGUGCGGUGAAUGGGGUUGUUGAGUAUGUGCAACAUGAGUUGUGCCUUAAUGUGUUUUCAUGUCUGUUCUUUUCAAAAGUGUAAAUAUUAAACAAGGAUAAAUAUUUGGGUGUUGUCUUUGAUUGUUCACUACGAUCAGAAUCAAAAUGUUGACUUCCUCGGGCCGCAUACAGAA